Messenger RNA from Drosophila gunungcola (fruit fly), 3644 nucleotides. RefSeq lists its product as uncharacterized. Bases 299 to 2755 code for a protein of 818 amino acids. NCBI's taxonomy places the organism in Eukaryota, Metazoa, Arthropoda, Insecta, Diptera, Drosophilidae. The record is from RefSeq and is a predicted model, not a curated record. The transcript has 5 exons. Gene Ontology annotation, cellular component: extracellular matrix.
CAGCAGCGCGCAAGCGUGCGGUUUUCCUCCACAGUUUUUCCAGCCAAAAGCUUUACAAACAAAAUAGUUCAACGGUGAAAAACUCAUUUACAAUUUGCAUUAAAAAUACCAAGAUAAAGAAAAGCAACGUGGGAGAAUAACAGAAAUUUAAACAACAAUUACAAAUUGAGCUGCCACUUUUGUGGAAUCGCGGGAAGAGCAACGUGCAACGUGCAACGUGCAACGCGCAACGUGCAACGUGCAACUUGACGCCUCAUUUGGCCGAACUUCCGCCGACGUCCGACACGACCCAAGGAAAAUGGCUAUCUGCGGCGCCGGCCCCACCUUAAUGAUACUGCUUCUUACUGUGAUCUUGACUCUCGGCCAAGCAGCGUAUACUUGGCAUCGUUUGCCCUCUCUGGAAACCUUUUCCACAUAUGAGGACAUGCAGCGUUACUUCGAUCAACGUAAUUUCCGCAGCAUGAGGCAAAUUGAUAACCCCACAGGGGACACAUAUUUGGCUGCCUUUAAUCAGUAUAACGAGCAGCAGGAGGAUAAGAGUCCGAGGCGGGUGACCCAAUCCCACUCCAGGAUAAAACGGGAGCAGCGUCAACUGCCCACCGCCCCGAGAAUGCUACGUUUCGAAUUGGCAGAUGCCGUGGAACCUAGCCCGGAACUUAAGCAAAUCCUAAGGCAAUAUCAUGCCAGGGCCUUGAAGGAAAAUCCCACUUCUGUGAGUCCGCACAGCACAACUCAAGCACCCUUACCAGUUGUAAGCAGCACCAAGGCCCCAAAGAUUAAAUCACGGAAACCACGUCGCCAGAAAAGAUCAGUCAUUGGCGCCCAGCAACCUGCGGACUUUAAGGUCCACAUGAUUCCCUUUCAAGAAACGGAUGCGAGGGAGCCCGAUGCCCUGACCGCUCAGCUGAUUAAGAAGGGCCGCUCCCUGGAUCUGCAAAGUCAGGCUACGAGAUCUGCUCCUGAUUUCCACCAGUUAAAGACCCAAGGGGCUAGAAAGCAGCCUUUCCAGGUGCGGAUUCGCAAGACGAAGCGCUCCAAGCGCUCAGCUCCGCAAAUGAUCAAGUUUGAGUUGGCGGAUGCCAAACCCUUGCCUCAAAGAGCCGGAAAACAGCUGUCAUCCGAAGCUGUGCCCACCCUGCUGACCAUGGAAGCCCAGCCGCGGAACAAGACCCAAUCUCCCCAGUUGACCACACCCAGUUCUCGGAUGGAGGACAAUGACAUACUGACGGGUGAGGCCACGGCGGAAACCAAGCGGAUGUAUGUUUACAAGGAGUCACCUUUGACCUCUGGACAUGUGAAGACCAAGAAAUCCCUCAGCGCCCUGCCCCACGAAGUUCAAAAGGUCAUCAGCCAGCUGAUGAAGGACGGAUUGGGUGGCAAGGCGUACGUGAAGUAUCUUCCCGCCCAGAAGACCGAUUACGAGCACUACAAGGCCAAGCCCGUAGCCUAUGGGGCCAAGCCUCUGGGCAACUAUGUGAAGUACAUCAACAAGCCAUUGGAGGCAUCAGUAGCUCCGGCUCCUGUCCAGGUGCACAUCCAACCAGUGCCGGUGGUAGAGCAACUGCGGUAUGUCUACAAGCCCGCCUAUGUGGCAGCUGCUCCCGCAAUAUCCCAGCCCAUUGUGGUCCAGGAGGCACCAGUGCCCACUGCGGCAGUGGAGGAAGUGCACCACACCUACACCGCCGAGCUGGCACCACCGCCCACCCAGACUCUGGAUGUGGUUGUGCCGCAUUUCAGACCCUCCAAGCCAGAUCCCCUGCUGGCCGAAGCCCCCGCCAUCUAUGGCAAGCCCCUGGAGUCCUACAACUACGCAAUCCAGCCGGAGGAGCCCUCUCCUCUGAUCAAGAUCGAGUACCAUGCCCAGCCGGAUGGCCUUAAGGAGCACUACAAGCAGCUGCCCGAGUUCCAGCAGCUGUCCACGCUCAUUGGCAAGUCGCCGGAUGACCAGAUCCACGGCCUCACCUAUCUCCUGGCCAAGGAGAUGCAGGCCAAGUUGCAGAGGCAGGGCAAACAGCUGGUGGAUCGGCCGCAGGACAGCACCGCACCGAUCCUGUUCCACCCGGCCCAGGUUCCAGCUCCUGUUGCACCCACUCUGAAAACCCUUUUGGACCAUGGAUCGCUGGGCAUCCAGCCGGGUCGCCUGAUCGGCAUGGCCAAGACCAAGCAGUAUGUGCCCAUCAUCGAGCCGGGUAACAACGAUGUCAAGGAGCUGCCGACGGUGGCCUCCAAGGUGCCCACACCCAGUUCCUACAUCGACUACACCCACGGACAUGGCCUGUCCAACGGAUACGAGGGCGUGGCCCAAGUGCAUGAGGAUCCGGUGACAACGGUGGAGCACGUGGUGCACCACCCCACGGUGGCCACUCACAUCCAGCACCUCAAUCCGCACCAGCAAAACCACCUCCCGCAGCAGCACCACCUCCAGCAGCAGCACGUCCACCACCACGGACUGGUGGCCACUGUCCUGCCGGCGGAACUGGACGCGGACAAGGGCGAGAAUGGCCUGCACUUUGCGCACAGCCAAGAGGAUAAGUCGCUGCAGCAGUACGCCUCAAAGUAUGCGUUCGGUUAUCGCAUACGUGAUUUCCAUACCGGCAACGAUUUUGGCCACAAGCAGAAUCGUGAUCUGCACGGAGUGACACGCGGCCAGUACCAUAUCCUCUUGCCGGACGGAAGGAUCCAGAAUGUAAUCUACCACGCCGACGAUACGGGCUUCCAUGCGGACGUCAGCUUCGAAAGCGGCGCGAAACAUUGAAUCUGGUCUAAACCAAGCGGCCUAAUGUGCAAUCUAGGUUAAGUUAGCCAUAAGAUAUUCUCCCUUAACAAAGAAUGUACCCAUGUCAGUUAAUUGAAGACUCUUUAUCAAUAAAACGAGCCUUUUUCAUUGACUCAUCGACAAGUUUUUAAAUUGGCUUAUUGUUUUCGCACGUUAUGCGAAAGAAUUAAGUAGCCAAAUUAAGCCAAGGAAAUAAAUUUCAAAAAUUACAGUCUCUAAUUUAAUAGAAACAAACAGAUCCGAAUAACUAAAGAUAAAAACAAUUUAAAUAACUCAAUCCAAUUAUAUUUAUACCAGGUUUAGGAACAAAAAAAGGUGCAAAAUUAGUUUAAAUCAAAAAUGUUUUUAAGCAUAAGUGCUAAAAAGAAAAAAGUAUUUCUUCUUCUAUUUUUUCUAAAAUAAACUAAAAAUGUAUGGCUCCAAUAUUGUAAUUUUUUAAUAGAAUGUAAUUUGUUGAAUUUUUUUAAGGUAGAGUUAUCUUAAAGCAAAAAUGCAAAGAUUCAAGUUUCGGGUAUUUCAGCAUAGACUAUUGCAUGCAAAGUAUGAUAACAAAAAACACCAUUUACAAUUUAAAUAUUCAAAAUUCCACACACAGAAUACACGCCUUAAAAUGGUCAUUCAUUGUUUUAUCGUUCAACUAAAUACCAAAUAAUGACAUUACGAUUGUUCUAUUCUUGUGCAAAUGCUGUCCUAGAUGUUAAGUGAUUUCCAUCUCAUUUAUAUUUACUUGAGCACUGCUCAAAUUAGUUUAAGCUCUGGAAAAAUGUAUUUUAAAUUAAGAAGCCAGUGCAAUAAUGCAGGCAAACAAUGCCAACCAAUGUGUUUAAUCGAUGUGCAAUAAAGUGAAAUCAAUAAAUUAAUGACAACA